Lutzomyia longipalpis is the source of this 2116-nucleotide messenger RNA. It is a transcript of the gene path, whose product is annotated as proton-coupled amino acid transporter-like protein pathetic. Gene Ontology annotation, biological process: amino acid transmembrane transport. The transcript has 6 exons. The record is from RefSeq and is a predicted model, not a curated record. Gene Ontology annotation, cellular component: vacuolar membrane. Gene Ontology annotation, molecular function: amino acid transmembrane transporter activity. Bases 475 to 1926 code for a protein of 483 amino acids. Lineage: Eukaryota; Metazoa; Arthropoda; Insecta; Diptera; Psychodidae.
CAUGUGGUCGUGCCUAACUUUAUAAAACACCGGCUGGUAGAGUUUGUUGGUUCAGUGUGAAAAGAAACUCAAAGCAGUAAAGACUAAUUCUUUCGUGGUGAAUUGUGUGAAAAAUGUGGUUUGAAAUAUUUGUCUGAAAGACCAUCUCUUUGAAUCCAUUUUGAGUUGUGAAUUCGUGAGAAAGCCAUAGAAGUUUUUAAGCAUUUUUUUGCGCCUCUCCUUGGACAACAAAUCGAAUUGUAUCGAUUUUUAUUUGAGUGUUGAAUACAGGAGUUGGUCGGAAAUAUUGUGUGUAAAUUUUUUGAGUUUAUAAAUUUACUCAAGAAGACUCCAACGGUGUGAGUGUGUGUGGUCAAAUAGAAUUUUGCUGAGGAGAAUUUCAGGGAAAAUUCCCUGGGAAAUUGGCGGGAUCUCGUGAAAAUUUCACGACUGGCAAUUCCGCGGGUCAACACGGAGAGAUAACAAGACAUCAGGAUGGUUAAUGAAUAUGCAGGACCUCCUCCGCAGGAGCUGGAAACAUUUCUGCCACAGGAAGGAACAAAUGGAACAGUAAAAUACAAAAUAACCCCGAGGAAAGACAUCGAAAAUGGUGCCAUCAAAGAUGAAUAUAAUCCCUUCAAGGAGAGAAAUCUGGAACAUCCUACAACGGAUGGCGAAACACUGACCCACCUGCUGAAGGCUUCGCUCGGAACAGGAAUCCUGGCCAUGCCUGUAGCUUUCAUGUACGCCGGUCUGGCCAUGGGGAUUGUGGCCACGAUAGUAACGGCCCUCGUUUGCACACAUUGCGCCUAUAUCCUCGUAAAGUGCGCCCAUACGCUGUAUCGGCGCACCCAUACGCCACAGAUGAGCUUUGCCGAAGUGGCUGAGGUGGCGUUCCAGAAUGGACCCAAAUGGGGACGUGGCUUCGCUCGGCUGGCCAAGUGGAUCAUCCUCAAUAGUCUCUUUAUCACGUACUUCGGUACAUGCUCCGUGUACUCCGUGAUUGUGGCCACCAACUUCCAGCAAGUCUUCGAGCAUUGGUUCGACACAGUUAUCAACCUGCGCGUGAUGAUCUUCGCGCUGCUCAUACCACUGAUCCUGCUUGCGUGGGUGCCAAAUCUCAAGUACUUAGCCCCCGUCUCCAUGGUUGCCAAUGUAUUCAUGGCCCUUGGGCUCGGGAUCACCAUGUACUACCUCGUCACGGGCAUUCCGGAGAAUGCGAUGGAGAAGAGGGAACUUGUGGCGCCCAUCUCCACCAUUCCCGCCUUCUUUGCCAUCACCAUCUUCGCAAUGGAGGCCAUUGGGGUGGUCAUGCCGCUGGAGAAUCAAAUGAAGACCCCAGAGAACUUCACGGGCAUCUGUGGAGUACUCAACAAGGGCAUGAGCGGCGUAACGCUUGUCUACAUGCUGGUGGGAUUCAUGGGUUACCUGUGCUAUGGAGCUAACACAGAGGGCAGCAUAACACUCAAUCUUCCCACGAAGGAAAUUCCUGCUCAAAUUGUGAAAGUCCUUAUUGCCCUUGCCGUCUACUGUACAUUCGGGCUGCAGUUCUAUGUGUGCCUAGAAAUUGGAUGGGAUGCCCUCAAGCCCCACUUCCCCAACCGCCCAACACUCGCCAACUACACCAUGAGGACACUGAUGGUAGUUGCUGCUGUGCUGUUGGCCGUUGCUGUGCCCACCAUCUCCCCUUUUAUCGGCCUCAUUGGGGCUUUCUGCUUUUCCGUGCUGGGACUUCUCUGUCCUGUCUUCAUUGAGAUGGUCACGUACUGGGACGAGGGAUUCGGACGCUUCAACUGGGUCAUCUGGAAGAAUAUCAUUGUUUGCAUAUUCGGCGUAAUGGCGCUCAUUUUUGGCUCACGUAGUGCCAUCUUGGACAUUAUUAAGCUCUAUACGGACCCAACGGAUACAACGCCCGUUCUUGCGGCUGCCGCCAAUGCCACCAUCUAGCACUAAGAGGACUCUUCUUUUUGUCUUUCCUUUCCAACACACCCACACUUUGUCUCUGCUCGACGGCAGGACCGCCUGGCGAUAAUGCAGCUGCAAAUAAAUUGUACAUUUUUCUCAAGACGAAAAGAAAAAGGAGAAAAAUACAAUUAAAAAAUAAUAAAGAUGCUAUCAUUACUUUAGAAUAAUGAUA